Apus apus (common swift) is the source of this 867-nucleotide messenger RNA. Its product is annotated as hypoxanthine-guanine phosphoribosyltransferase-like. The record is from RefSeq and is a predicted model, not a curated record. The transcript is spliced from 8 exons. Gene Ontology annotation, molecular function: hypoxanthine phosphoribosyltransferase activity; magnesium ion binding. Gene Ontology annotation, biological process: purine ribonucleoside salvage; guanine salvage; GMP salvage. NCBI's taxonomy places the organism in Eukaryota, Metazoa, Chordata, Aves, Apodiformes, Apodidae. The coding region runs from base 118 to 807 and encodes 229 amino acids.
GGCAAUUGUGACCUUUUAAAGGCAGGUCAUGAUCUGACUGCAAGAUGAAAAUAGAGCAAGACAAAUUGCAGUAAUAAUACCAACUCACUCUCUGAUAGCAUAGUACGAAGUAAGAUUAUGGCUCAUGGACUGCAGAUAAGAGAUGAAGAAAGUGGCUACAACAAAAACCUAUUUUGCAUUCCUAAGCAUUAUGAAGAAGAUUUAGAAAGAGUCUUCAUUCCUCAUGGGCUCAUCCUGGACAGGACAGAACGUUUGGCUAGAGAUAUCAUGCAAGAUAUGGGAAGCCAUCACAUUGUUGCACUCUGUGUCCUUAAAGGAGGCUAUAAAUUCUUUGCUGAUUUGCUGGACGAUAUAAAAGCACUAAACCAAAACGGUGAUAAAUCUGUACCUAUUACCGUGGAUUUUGUUAGAAUAAAAAGCUACUCUAAUGAUUCACCUACAGAAAAAAUCAGUAUUGUUGGUGAGGAAUUGUCUACAUUAAAUGGGAAGAAUGUGUUAGUAGUAGAGGACAUUAUUGAGACUGGUAGAACAAUGAAAGCAUUACUUUCAAAACUGAAAGACAAUGAACCAAAGAUGGUAAAAGUUGUAAGCCUGCUUGUCAAAAGGACACAUCGAACUCCAGGCUACAGACCAGACUAUAUAGGCUUUGAAAUUCCAGAUAAAUUUGUGGUUGGCUAUGCUCUUGAUUAUAAUGAAUACUUCAGAGAUCUAAAUGUAAGUACAUACAUGUGUGCUUCUGCUGUUACAUAUAUGAUGGUUACCAUGGGAAACAGCAAGAAUAUUAUACUAGAGUUUCUCAACAAUUAAAAAAAAUAAUAAAAUCUGAGUAGAAACUUCCAUUAAAAGGGCAAAAACAUUAUUCAUAUG